GACGUAAAACGUGCCGACGUCAUCACCCGCGCGUCUGGCGGGAAUCCGACGCGGCUCGCGGACUGUCGACAGCCCCAGAAGAGUUUGAGUCGCGUUUAUUUGCUCAUACAGUGGUUUAUUCUGGUUUCUCUUCGCGUCAGCGUCAGGAGGAGAAAUGCAGGCGUUUUUGAAAGGGUCUUCGUCGCAGAGUGUUAAAGCUCAGAAAGUAUCCUCCUCUUCAUCAUCAGCUGGAGAGAAGAAGCAGAAGGCCGUGCCCUGGGUGGAGAAAUACAGGCCGAGGUGUGUGGAUGAAGUGGCCUUCCAGGAGGAGGUGGUGGCAGUACUGAAGAAGUCUCUAGAGGGCGCUGAUCUGCCCAACCUGCUGUUUUAUGGCCCUCCUGGAACCGGAAAGACGUCCACCAUCCUAGCGGCCGCCAGAGAGCUUUAUGGGUAAGAUCUCCAGCUGUGGUGCACACUAUUGCUGAGAAACACGAGCACUACUCCGCACUCAGAUUCUCACACUGACCGAACGCGGUGUUGCUCUCUGACCCGCAGCGGGAAGCCCUGUCCUCCGUUUAAGAUCAUCAUCCUGGACGAGGCGGACUCCAUGACCGGCGCGGCUCAGGCGGCUCUCAGACGCACCAUGGAGAAAGAGUCUCGAACCACGCGCUUCUGCCUCAUCUGCAACUACGUCAGCCGGAUCAUUGAGCCGCUGACCUCCAGAUGCUCCAAGUUCCGCUUCAAACCGCUGGCCAAUGACAUUCAGCAGGAGCGCCUGCUGCAGAUCUGCGGGAAGGAGAGCCUCAAGUACACCACAGAGGGCAUCGAGGCUCUGGUGAGCGUGUCGGAGGGAGAUCUCAGGAAAGCCAUAACUUAUCUCCAGAGCGCCGCCAGACUCCACACCGAGCAAGAAAUCACUGAGCAGAUCAUCAUUGAGAUCGCUGGGGUGGUUCCACCCAAAGUGAUCGAGACGCUCCUCCAGAUCUCUUACAGAGGCACGUUUGAGAAGCUGGAGCUCGCUGUGAAGGACAUGAUCGAUGAGGGAUACGCCGCCACCAACGUCCUCAACCAGUUACACGACGCCGUCAUCGACGAGAAGCUGAGCGAUAAACAGAAAUCCGUCAUCACACAGAAGAUGGCUGAGGUGGAUAAGUGUCUGGCAGACGGCGCAGACGAGUAUCUGCAGUUACUGAGUCUCUGCUCUGUCAUCAUGCAGCAGGCCACACACAGCACCUGAGCCGACCAAUCAGCUGCUCCGUCACACCUGAGCCGACCAAUCAGCACUGGCGCUGAUUCCACACGGCUGCCUAGACUGUUGUUUUCAACUUUUUGUACGUGU
Molecule: messenger RNA, 1318 nt
Organism: Sinocyclocheilus grahami
Lineage: Eukaryota; Metazoa; Chordata; Actinopteri; Cypriniformes; Cyprinidae
Gene: rfc4
Product: replication factor C (activator 1) 4
Exons: 11
Biological process (GO): DNA repair; DNA-templated DNA replication
Cellular component (GO): nucleus; DNA replication factor C complex
Molecular function (GO): DNA clamp loader activity; ATP binding; ATP hydrolysis activity
Source: RefSeq, a predicted model, not a curated record